This is a messenger RNA of Manis pentadactyla (Chinese pangolin), 3652 nucleotides long. RefSeq names its product protocadherin beta-14-like. The transcript has a single exon. NCBI's taxonomy places the organism in Eukaryota, Metazoa, Chordata, Mammalia, Pholidota, Manidae. The coding region runs from base 1239 to 3635 and encodes 798 amino acids. Gene Ontology annotation, molecular function: calcium ion binding. Gene Ontology annotation, biological process: homophilic cell-cell adhesion. Gene Ontology annotation, cellular component: plasma membrane. The record is from RefSeq and is a predicted model, not a curated record.
UCCAUGGCUUACAGUUCGAAGGACACUUACCUUCUCUCUGUUCCUCACAAUACCUGUCUGAAACAAUCCUCCUUCUCCUGGCUCCUUCAGAUUCCAACUUAUAGUUUGUUCACUACCUUACGAAAGCUUUCACAGAUGUCCAAAAAUCUUGUUUAGAUUUUUAUUUUGUUUUUAAUAGGCACUUAACUAGCACUUACUAGCUACUUGGAAAAUAUUAACUCAUUAGAUACCUAUAAUAAUGAUCCUAGGUGAUAAAUACAUUUAUGUCCCUAUUUUAUAGGUGAGGAAACAGAGGCACAUAACUGGCCCAUGACUGCAGAGAUUGAGUGGCAUAGCCAGGAUUCUAAUACAGACAUUUUAGUGUCUGUGACGCUGUUUUGGUGUCCAGAAUCCAUGUCCAUAGCCACUAUGGAAUGCUUUCUCCUAGAUAUAAGGCAUGCCUCCUACGUAUUUCUGUCCUAUGUGUAGAUUGUGCCAUAUUUUAAUUACUUAUCUUCCAACUUUUCUAGCCUGUGAAUUCUACAUAGACAAGGAUUAACUCUAUGUAUGCCAUGUCCUUAAACAUGUAUGUGAAAAUAUAAAUAAGUGAAAAAAGUAAUGAUGUCGCUAACUAUGGUUGGUUGACCUCAACAAGUAUUCACAAGAGCAGGGGAGAGAAUACAUUUGUAAUUACUCAAGAAAUGGCCUGAAUAAUAUAUUAUUUCUUUAUCACAGGACAUUUAAAUGGAUUCUUGUCAAACAUUCAAAACAGCCAUAAUUAAAUGCACUGUGUGGAUCUUGUUUGGAUCUUGAUUCAAACAGACUAGUACAAAAUAUUUGAAGGAAUUACUGCUUAAUUUGUUGAUUGUGAUAGUGGUAUUCCAGUUAGAUUUUAAAAGUCCUUCCCUAUACUUAGUGAAGUAUUUGAAAGUAAAAACAUGUGAUGUCUGGAAUCGGCUUCAGAAUAUUCCGGAUGUAUUCAUGAAUUUCUUGUUCAAAGAGGGACUGUCUUAAUGAAAAUAAUUCAUGGAGACACAUGGUGGCGCUGCAGGAUAAGAUGAAAACAGUACUGGGGCUGGUCCUGAGGGCUCCAUUAUUCAGGACACAACACAGGACCCACUGAACAGAGAAGUAAAGGGCUUUAUCUACAGAGCUGCUGCAGGCUAUAUGCACUCCAGGAGCUUCCUGUCUUUUUUUAAAUCAGAGCUUUAGCUUCUAAAAUUAGGUAUUUUUCCGCACAUAAGAGGUUGCCUGAAACCAUGGAAAUCAGAGGAGCGCUCUCUCUGCGGAAAAGGCAAGUUUUGAUUUUCUUUGUUUUGCUGGGGUUGUCUCAGGAGAGUCUUGAAUCUGGGCGUUAUUCUGUGGCAGAGGAAACAGACGUUGGCUCUUCUGUGGCCAAUCUGGCAAGGGAUCUAGGGCUUGGAGUGGAGGAAUUGUCCUCACGGGAGGCCCGGGUAGUGUCUGAUGAUAAUAAAAAGCAUUUGCACCUUGAUUUUCUGACUGGGAACCUGCUCCUGAAUGAGAAACUGGACCGAGAAGAGCUGUGUGGCUCCACCGAGCCCUGUGUGCUCUAUUUUCAGGUGUUACUGCAAAACCCUUUACAAUUUUUCCGGGCUGAGCUGCACAUCAAAGACAUAAAUGAUCACUCCCCCACAUUCCUGGACAAGGAAAUAUCUUUGAAAAUAUCAGAAGGUACCACUAUCGGAACCACAUUCCUAAUGGAAAGUGCUCAAGAUUUAGACAUAGGAAGCAAUGGUCUCCAAAACUAUACAAUUAGCCCCAAUUCUCAUUUCUAUAUUAAAAUUCAAGACGGUAUUGAUGGAAAGAUAUACCCAGAACUGGUCUUGAAGAGAACAUUAGAUCAUGAGAUGGAGCCUGAGGUCAGAUUAACACUCACAGCACUGGAUGGUGGUUCCCCACCCAGGUCUGGGACAACGUUGAUUCACAUCGAGGUCUUGGAUAUCAAUGACAAUGUCCCAGCGUUUUCUCAGAGGCUCUAUGAGGUGCAGGUUCUGGAGGACAAACCUGUUGGCUCCUGGAUUAUCACCAUCUCUGCUAAGGAUUUGGACGCAGGAUAUUAUGGAAAAAUAGUUUACACAUUUUUCCAUGUGUCUGAAGAUAUUCGUAAAACAUUUGAAAUCAACCCAACAUCUGGGGAAGUUCGUUUGAGAUCAAGCUUGGAUUUUGAAGUAAUACAGUCCUACUAUGUAAAUAUUCAGGCAACAGACGGUGGUGGACUUUCAGAAAAAUGCACUCUUCUGAUUAAAGUAAUGGAUGUAAACGACAAUGCACCAGAAGUAACCCUGUCAUCAGUUACACACAGAAUUCCAGAGAAUGUCCCAGAGACCCUUGUUGCUGUUUUCAGUGUUCGAGACCAAGACUCUGGGGACAACGGGAGGGUGGUUUGCUCCAUUCAAGAUGAUCUCCCCUUUCUCCUGAAACCCACAUUCAAGAACUUUUACACCCUAGUAACAGAGAGACCGCUGGACAGAGAGAGCCAAGCCGAGUACAACAUCACCAUCACCGUCACCGACCUGGGGACACCCAGGCUGAAGAGCGAGCACAGCAUCCCCGUGCAGGUGGCCGACGUCAACGACAACGCCCCGGCCUUCAGCCAAAGCGCCUACACCCUGUGGGUCCGCGAGAACAACAGCCCCGCCCUGCACAUCGGCAGCGUGAGCGCCACCGACGCGGACUCGGGCGCCAACGCGCAGGUCACCUACUCGCUGCUGCCGCCCGGCGACGCGCGCCUGCCGCUGGCCUCGCUGGUGUCCAUCAACGCGGACACCGGGCAGCUGUUCGCGCUGAGGCCCCUGGAUUUCGAGGCGCUGCGCGCCUUCGAGUUCGGCGUGGGCGCGGCCGACGGCGGCUCGCCGGCGCUGAGCAGCCGGGCGCUGGUGCGCGUGCAGGUGCUGGACGCCAACGACAACGCGCCCGUCGUGCUGUACCCGCCGCAGAACGGCUCUGCGCCCUGCACCGAGCUGGUGCCGCGCGCGGCCGACGCGGGCUACCUGGUGAGCAAGGUGGUGGCGGUGGACGGCGACUCGGGCCAGAACGCCUGGCUGUCGUACCAGCUGCUCAGGGCCACGGAGCCCGGGCUGUUCGGCGUGUGGGCGCCCAGCGGCGAGGUGCGCACGGCCCGGCUGCUGAGCGAGCGCGACGCGCCCAGGCACAGGCUGGCGGUGCUGGUGCGCGACCACGGCGAGCCGCCGCUGUCGGCCACCGUCACGCUGCACGUGCUGCUGGUGGACGGCUUCUCGCAGCCCCACCUGCCGCGGGCCGAGGCGGCGGCCGAGCAGGCACGGGCCGAGCCGCUCACCGUGUCCUUGGUGGUGGCCCUGGCGGCGGUGUCGUCGCUCUUCCUGCUGUCGGUGCUGGGCGUCGUGGCGGCGCGGCUGUGCGCGAGGGCCCGGGCGGCGUCUGGGGGUGGCUGCUCGGGGCCCGGGGGCGGCCUUGCGGGCCACGUGGUGGACGUGAGCGGCGGCGGGACGCUGUGCCAGGCCUACCGCUAUGAGGUGUGUCUGACGGGAAGUACUGGGACAAAUGAGUUUAAAUUCCUGAAGCCUGCUGUUCCCAGUCUUCCAGUCCAUGACACUGGUGGGACUAUGGGGGAAAAUGAGAACUUUAGAAAUAGCUUUGGAUUCAACAUUCAAUAAAAUAAUUUAAACUUGAA